AUGCCUCUAUUAACUACUGAACAAAUCGACAUUCUUAUGGAACAAUUUAACUCCGUACGCCAAGAAUUGCAAUGUACCAAUUGCAAGCAUCUCGACACUUUCUAUAAGAAUGGCCAUAACUCCAAAAUGGAACCUCCUCAGCCAGGAUUUAUUUGUAAAUCUUGCAACAAAACCUACAAUGCUUAUAACAUGCUCCAUAUCGUUGACGAAGUCUAUGCUCUCACCACUGAGUCGAACCUCACAGAAGACAUGGAACUUUCUGGACCCUCCAUCCAAGACUCCAAAGACAUACUUGCCGUAAACUCUGACGCUGAUUUACAGUCCGUCGUGAACCGCCUAGUAGCAGAACUUCAACAGACCAAAACUGCACUCCUAAAUGCGCAAAAUGAGAUCCAACAACUGCGCCAGCAAUUUCCUGACCUUUCACAGAAAGCUGCUUCUAUCGACCAAAUAAAAAGUCAAACUAAUACCCACACAUCAAAAGCUACCUCUCCAUGGGGAGACGAACGUCAAGUCCAACAACUUAAACAAUCCCUUCAAGCCAAACAUGAACUGAUUCACAAACAAAGGCAACAAUCUGCUGCCCGAUUUCUACAAAACCCCUCUGACAAUCAAUGUUUCCAGUACGUAUAUAUUCAUACCAAGGCUAGAAUUCCUAUCAAACAGCUACGUAAAAAGUUAGGUCGAUUGGAAAUCAAUAAAUACCGUAUUCUUGACGUUCACUAUCCUACUCGAAACAUUGUAGCUUUACUUGUCCAUAACGAUUAUGUUGAGGAACCUCGGGGACAACUGACAAAGUUCCAAAUUACUAUCAGCGAUGAUUUUAACCCCUGCGACGGUCGUAUUUUAAAAGAUCCUAAGCUUCAACAUGAAUCCCCUGAACAGCGAGAUCAAUUGGCUUUCUCUUUCCACUGUGACAGAAUUGAACGAGUUCUUGGAUUUAUCCGCUUCCCUGUCAAGUACUCUGUUGCUCGCUAUAUCUACGCUCAAAAUUGGAUUUCCAAAACUCGACUCGAUGAAAUCCUUGCAUCCGUUCCAUCCUCCGACAGUACUGACAUAUAUUGUACAAAAAAAAACUCUAAACAAAAGUUUACGAAUGAGGAUGUAGACAUGAGUGACUCCGAAAACAACGAUAAAUCGUUAUAA
This is a messenger RNA of Cokeromyces recurvatus, 1146 nucleotides long. RefSeq lists its product as uncharacterized. Bases 1 to 1146 code for a protein of 381 amino acids. The record is from RefSeq and is a predicted model, not a curated record. NCBI's taxonomy places the organism in Eukaryota, Fungi, Mucoromycota, Mucoromycetes, Mucorales, Mucoraceae. The transcript has a single exon.